This is a messenger RNA of Copidosoma floridanum, 750 nucleotides long. RefSeq lists its product as uncharacterized. NCBI's taxonomy places the organism in Eukaryota, Metazoa, Arthropoda, Insecta, Hymenoptera, Encyrtidae. The record is from RefSeq and is a predicted model, not a curated record.
AUGCUUGCGCCGAACCAGAGCGUCCUUCCCCGAUCCCGGCUGUCCCGCGGCCCAGCGCUUGCAACGGCGGUGGCUCAGCGGCCCAGCAGCGCCGCCAGCCCCGUCCCCUCGAUUGCCACCGGCAAAGUCCAGCAGCUCCGACGUCGAGACUCGAGCGUCGACGAUUACGAGGAGCCGCGAGGAGCAGUAGCUACAAAAGAGUCUCCCACGGCACUGCCACGGAACAGAGCUAUCCUGGCUACUACCACCACCACUAAUAAUUAUACAACCACCACCAUCUCUGUCACUACGGCGAGUAUCGGCAACGGCGGCGUGGCGGCACCAGCAGCAACAGGGCAGGCAGCGCCAGCGGGGGACGACCAUCAGCACCUGCACCACCACCACCAGCCAACACCACGCCAACAACAGCCUGAAGUUGUGGUCGUCGUACCGAGCUCGCUCACGCAACAGCAGCUGCAGCAGCGCACUCAGCUCCAGUUGCCCCUUCAAAAUCAGGCGUCGCCCCUCCUUCCGCAGCAGCAAAACAGCGACCACCACCACCACCACCACUACCAAGCUGUCGCCCCUGCCUCCACUGCCAACAACAACCACAACGCCGUUGCUGCCGCGAAACAACAAGCCCGCCAGUCCAGCCCGCCGCGGGACGGCGGCGCUGAAACUGGCACCAACUGGGGCCGCCACGGCUCCGGCCGGCACAGGGACCGGGCCUUCUCCAUGAGGAGCCUCCACCGGCGAGUGUCUCAUCCGUGA